AAUUCGUCCCGUGUCAGAUGCCCAACGUCAGAAGUGCGGAAGGGACACUGUGGGGCGCAUUUUGCCGUAGGAUGUAUGCCCUCAAGAGGCGUCUCCUUUGCCUCACCUUGCUGGUGCUUCUAAUUAUCUCCUGCAUCACUGACCUGAAUGUACAAGGUGAGAACAGCUAUGCUCCUUCAAUGUUGGGACUUUGCUGCGGCUUGCUGUUAGGGGUUCUGCACCUCCCAGAAGUCGGGGUUGUCCGAGACAUCCCACGAGCGCUGAAGAUCGUGGCCGCAGUGCUGCUGAUGAUCGUUACGGUUUAUGCUGCAACUUAUCCCUGGCACAUGUUCCCGGGCUUCGAGGGUCGCCCGCGGCGCAUGGGCAAACGAUGGCUCAUGUUGAGCUCUCUGCUGGUGAUUGCAUCAAUCUACAUCCUUUGCAUCUUGAAGGAGCACCCUCCCUCCACCUACGCCCAUGAUGCCAAGUGGUGUAUCUUGGGCAUCUGGCUAUCGACCAUGAUCUAUCAGUUUUAUGAGGCUGCAAAGGCUUGGAAGUCUACCAUGUGGGGCGAUUUUGGGUUGGCUUUUGCCAUCAGCGUGGACAGCAUAGUUUUGGGCUGGGUGGUGAUCAUGUUUCAGUCUCGAAUACGUGUAUUGAGGGCAUCAUCGCAGGGCUUCAAUUCCAAAUUUUGGAUCUAUGUGAUGUGCAGUGCCUUCAUCGCGAAUUCUAUUUGCACAGCCAUUCAGCGUGGCUGGUCCAGCCACGUGGGUCAGUGGGGAUCCAUUCUUGUCAGGACCAUUUUUCUGACCAUUUGGCUGACCUAUACAGUGAUUGUUUCCAGGACUUUGAGUCGAGGGCUUCACGUCCUAUGGGUGGAGAGUCGAAGGGUGCGAGGGCUACCCAGACAGCAGGUACAGUGGGCCGCACGAGUCCUGAGAAUGGAACUGAUGAUUUGUGCGUCCCUGGGAACAACCACAUUUUUUGUUUGGUCAACGAUCAACGUGGUGAAACUCAUUCAGCUGUUGGACCCUGACGAAUACGAUCGCAUUAAGAUGGAUGUCUGGUUCUGGGUGAGUAUACUCCGCCGUUUUGAUGGAGUGCUCAAUGCCGUGGAGUUGGCCUUACUGUCGGGAAUUCUGUGGCAAGGUUCUCCCCCGGAGGAAGAUGUGGAGAUGGAGUCGCGCAGUCGCCUGCGAGGCUUGACGUCCAUGUCGGACUUCUUAGAGGUCAGCGAACAGGACCUUUACCGGGCCAAAGUGGAAGAACUGGCACAGCGGGGCUUCCGCCUGCGGUCUUUGAUAAAGUUCUGGGAGGAAUUGCUCGAAGGGGAGGUGAUGCCAAGUUUCGAUCCUCGGCGGUCGCAAACCAAUGAUGUGGUGCGACAGGCCAUUAUUCCCAGCUCCAGACUUGGACAUGGUGGCUUUGCCUUAGCGUCGAUCUGGGAAGAGAAGCCUGUCUUGCCCAAGAGCAUGGUCACCCACAACUGGACCAACACCUUUGUCAAUCUGGUUGCAGCCAUGGUUUCAGAUGCUUUAGGAGGGGAUUGUUAUGCCAAUGUGGCCGAUCAGCUUUGCAGCAAGAGUGGCGUUGCGAAUUUGAAGCAGCAGUUGGAAGAGGCGGGGCAAACAGACGUGAGCUUCUGGGUUUGCGCGUUCUCAGUGAAUCAGCACGCCAGCAUUUGCGGGGGCUACGGACCAGAACCUGCGGAGGGGACCCCUGAAUGGAAAGUGUGGGACAAGAAGAGGCAUGAUUCUGUGAGCCUGCAGAGAUUUCCUCUGUGCUCUUGCAAUGAAACCAAGAUCUUCAGUCACCACGAUGCUGCCUGCGAACUUAAUAAGUUCGACGAUAUGAUGAACUAUCUUUCUCGUAGAG
This is a messenger RNA of Cladocopium goreaui, 1854 nucleotides long. The record is from the annotation of a GenBank genome assembly. NCBI's taxonomy places the organism in Eukaryota, Dinophyceae, Suessiales, Symbiodiniaceae.